UACAGGUUAGGUUGGCCCCUCUCACCGCUCUGAUGGACAGCAUUGAGCAAAAUGGCCUUCCUCACUUCAGGCAGCCUUAUCUCGCUGUUGCCCUGGACGAAGCUCAGCUGGAUGUCCUCGGUCAGCGGGUAGAAAAGAAGUCUCUGUCAAUUUUGGAGAGGUUGAAGGCACUAUGUUGGUGUUCUGGUACCAGGUUGAAGAGCUUCCUGCUGGGCUUUUUCCCUGUCUUGUCAUGGCUGCCUCGCUACUCCAUCAGAGAAAACGCCAUUGGAGACCUGGUGUCUGGAGUCAGUGUUGGGAUCAUGCACCUGCCACAGGGUAUGGCCAACGCCAUGUUGGUAGGAGUUCCUCCAGUCUUUGGUCUCUACACUUCUCUCUAUCCUCUGAUCAUCUACUUCAUCUUUGGCACCUCCCGACACCUCUCCAUUGGUACUUUUGCCGUCCUGGCCAUCAUGAUUGGGUCUGUGACAGCCAACGUGGAGUUGCUUAGCGACGGUGUUGAAGAGAGUCAUAUUAAUGUGGAAGUGGCCAAAGUAAACGUGGCUGUACAAGUCACCGUCCUCUGUGGCCUCAUACAGCUCCUAGUGUACCUGCUGCGUGGAGGCGGUGUGUGUCGCUGGCUGUCUGAUCCUGUAAUCAGAGGCUACACCACAGCAGCAGGCCUGCAUGUUAUCAUCCUGCAGCUGCCUCUGUUGACUGGAAUACCUGCACAAAGACACACUGGACUGCUAGCUUCAGCUUGGACUUUAAAGGAUGUUCUGCAAGGAGUGACCAAAGCUGUUCCAGGAGUGCUGUCAGUCUCCGCGGUUUCCAUGGUGAUACUCAUCGUAGGCAAGGUGCUCAAUGAGCGCUUUAAGAACAAGCUGCCUGUCGCCAUACCAUGGGAACUUAUAUUGAUUGUCCUGGGCACCAUCCUGUCAGUGCAGAUGGAUCUGGUUGGACAGCACACAGUCCAGGUGGUGGGACACAUACCCAGUGGCCUGUCCUCCCCAGUCCUUCCCUCCCUCUCUCAGGCCAAAGAGCUGUUCAUCCCAGCUCUAUCUGUGGCUCUGGUCGGCUUCAGCUUCCUCUCAGCCAUGGGCUCAGUGUUCGCCAACAAACAUAGCUACCAGGUGGACUCCAGUCAGGACCUGCUGGCUCUGGGUCUGUGUAACACCAUAGGAGGAAUGUUCCAGUGCUUCGCCGUGAGCUGCUCCUUCUCUCGCAGUAUGGUCCAGGAUAGCAUCGGUGUCAAAUCACAGAUGGCCAGUUUGAUAUCAGCUCUCGUGAUUUUAACCAUCCUGUUGAAGAUCGGCCAUCUCUUUGAGCAGCUGCCAAAGGCAGUGUUGGCAGUCAUCAUUGUGGUGAACCUGCAAGGGAUCCUGGCUCAGUUUAAAGAUGUGUGUGUGCUCUGGAAAUCUGACAGAUUAGACCUGUUGGUGUGGGUAGCCUCAUUGAUUUCCACGCUUGUCUUUAACCUGGACCUGGGUCUGGCUGUGGCUGUCGUCUUCUCUCUGCUCACACUCAUCUAUAGGACACAACACUCCUCCACUGUUGUUUUGGGUCGUAUUCCUGGUACAGACUGUUACAGAGACGUGGGACUCUACACUGAGGCAAAGCGAGUUCCUGGAGUGACUAUACUCUCCUUUUCCAGUCCUAUUUACUUUGCCAGCUCUGAAGUGGUCUUCACACAGAUCAGACAGACAGUGAGUUGUGAUCAGAAGGAAAACCCAGCUGGAGUCCACACAUCCUCCUCCUCCUCAGCCCAAACAUCGACACACACUCAUUGCUUGGUUCUGGAUCUCAGCUCGGUCACCUUCAUGGACUCUGUGGCCAUGCCAGCACUUUGCAAGGUUGUAGAAGACUUGGAAGUCCAGGGUGUCAGUGUGUUUCUGGCAGCGUGCCCAGAGAGAGUUUUAUCCCAGCUCCAAACCCAGGGCUGUAUACCAAACAGUCUGCCCAGCUCCUGUCUCUUCCCAUCGGUCCAUCAUGCUGUCCAGCGCUGCCUCAGUAUCCUGCCCAAGCCCCUGGAGGAAAUCAGUCCAUACACAAGUGAAUGCUGAACCUACACCAUUUCUGCUUUUGAAUGUAAAUUACAGGACAGUUACGUCAUCUCACUGUAACGAGAGGGCAGAAAGAAGCAUCCCGGGGUGAUAGUAUAAAGGUUUUAAGAUGACAGUCAGAACAAUCAAUAAACAAACUUACUCUUAUUUUGAAAGAAAGCCAUCAACACUUUUUACAAUAUGUAUAUGUGUACACUUCUCAAACAUUUCUUAACAAUAAAUGUAAUUGU
Messenger RNA from Epinephelus lanceolatus (giant grouper), 2272 nucleotides. The record is from RefSeq and is a predicted model, not a curated record. NCBI's taxonomy places the organism in Eukaryota, Metazoa, Chordata, Actinopteri, Perciformes, Serranidae.